Tachyglossus aculeatus (Australian echidna) is the source of this 2337-nucleotide messenger RNA. It is a transcript of the gene SUCLG2, whose product is annotated as succinate-CoA ligase GDP-forming subunit beta. Gene Ontology annotation, cellular component: succinate-CoA ligase complex; mitochondrion. NCBI's taxonomy places the organism in Eukaryota, Metazoa, Chordata, Mammalia, Monotremata, Tachyglossidae. Bases 25 to 1323 code for a protein of 432 amino acids. The record is from RefSeq and is a predicted model, not a curated record. The transcript is spliced from 11 exons. Gene Ontology annotation, biological process: tricarboxylic acid cycle; succinyl-CoA metabolic process. Gene Ontology annotation, molecular function: ATP binding; succinate-CoA ligase (GDP-forming) activity.
CCCGUGACUAGUUUCCAGCUUAAGAUGGCGUCUCCCAUGGCAACUCAGGCCGGGAAAGUUGUUCGCGAGCUGGCUUGGAGAUCGUUCCUCCUCCUGGGCAAGCCCCGGGCUGUUCAAUUAACUCCCAGACGAUGGCUUAACCUGCAGGAAUUCCAAAGCAAAAAACUGAUGGCAGACCAUGGGGUUAAAGUUCAGAGAUUCUUUGUGGCUGACACUGCAAAUGAUGCUCUUGAGGCUGCAAAGAGACUAAAUGCAAAAGAAAUUGUUCUAAAGGCUCAGAUCUUAGCUGGAGGAAGAGGAAAAGGGACUUUCAAUAGUGGAUUGAAAGGAGGAGUUCAUUUAACCAAAGAUCCUAAAGUUGUAGGACAGCUGGCUAAACAGAUGAUUGGGUAUAAUCUAGCAACAAAGCAAACGCCAAAGGAUGGUGUGAAAGUUAAUAAGGUGAUGAUUGCUGAAGCAUUGGAUAUUUCCAGAGAAACCUACUUUGCUAUUUUGAUGGACCGGGCCUGCAAUGGGCCUGUUUUGGUUGGCAGCCCUAAAGGAGGUGUUGACAUUGAAGAAGUGGCAGCUACUACUCCAGAACUCAUCUUUAAGGAAGAAGUAGACAUUUAUGAAGGAUUAAAGGAUAGCCAAGCACUUCGAAUGGCGGAAAAUUUAGGCUUCAAAGAUGCUCUGAAAAACCAGGCUGCAGAUCAAAUUAAGAAACUGUAUACUCUCUUCCUGGAAAUCGAUGCAACCCAGGUUGAAGUUAAUCCCUUUGGUGAAACUCCAGAAGGACAAGUUGUUUGUUUUGAUGCCAAGAUAAACUUUGAUGACAAUGCAGAGUUUAGGCAAAAAGAAAUAUUUGCAAUGGAUGAUAAAUCGGAAAAUGACCCUAUUGAAAAUGAAGCUGCCAAAUAUGACCUAAAAUACAUUGGAUUGGAUGGAAACAUUGCCUGUUUUGUGAAUGGUGCUGGUCUUGCAAUGGCUACGUGUGACAUCAUUUCCCUUAAUGGUGGAAAGCCAGCAAACUUCCUGGAUCUUGGUGGUGGUGUAAAAGAGGCACAAGUGUAUCAAGCAUUUAAAUUACUCACUGCUGAUCCUAAGGUUGAAGCUAUACUUGUCAACAUUUUUGGUGGAAUAGUAAAUUGUGCUAUCAUAGCCAAUGGCAUUACUAAAGCUUGCCAAGAACUUGAAUUGAAGGUGCCUUUGGUGGUCCGUCUGGAAGGAACUAAUGUGCAUGAAGCUCACCGUAUCUUGAACGAGAGUAGACUCCCUAUUACUUCCGCCAGUGACUUGGAGGAUGCAGCUAAAAAGGUGGUAGCUAGUGUGACACAGAAGUGAUGCCUGUGAGUUAAUCCUGUGGCAAAGAAGUCCAUCUCACAAAGAAUAAAAGGUUUCGGUAGUUUGGAGGAAAUGGAUAAGUAUGUGUGCAAUCAUAGUAGUGCUGAUUUGAUGCAAUUGACAAAAAAGAGAAAAUAUUAAGUCUAAACCUUUAGAAUUGGGAGUCCUGAUAAAAUAAUUUACAAUGUUUACAGGUUAUUUUGCAAAUGAUGACCCCUUCUCCCUGAAUUUCCUUCAUUUCCUGUUGAGUUUUGCAUUGAUUCUAGUGGUGGUAGCCCUUGUAGCAGAAUGCUGGUACCCCUGGUGGAAAAUGUAGUCCAGGUUCACUUGAGAAGUUUCCGAUGGGACUCAUCUAAUUGCUGACUUAACAGUAAGACUUUAUUCUAGGUAAAAUCAGACAUGAAUGUAUUGACCACAGAUGUUUUUGUCACUUUCAGAAUGAGGCAGCUAAAACUUCCAGAAUAGAAAUGCUCAACAGGAUUAAGCUGGACAGUGGUUUUACAAGAUUAGCAAUUUCAACAAAUGUUGGUAUAUUUUCUUCCAGUUUUUUUUCCUCCCAUAAAAUAUGGGUCGUGCCACACAGUUGCAUUGUGCCUUAUGCCUUAAUAUGGAUUGUGAUCUAUCCACCCUUUGUAUUAUAACCCAAAAGUAUACCUCACUGUAGAAAAAGCAAAUUGAAGAUCCUGAAGACCCUAUUUGUGACUGUGGUGGUUGACUUGCUACCAUUCUUCUCUCUUCAACUGAAGUGUGAUUCUGGUGAAAAUGUGUUUUAUUAAUUGGAGGCAAAGUGUAAAAUUUUUGUAGGUGACAGUUCCUUAAGACCAUCUUUAGUUGUGUUAACCUACUUGAGGAAAAAAACAAACUACUGCUACUUGAUUUUCAAUGUUGAGAAUGUGACCUAUAUUAACAAUACCAUCCUCAUGUUGUGGGGGGAUUUGAAUUUGAUUUUUAAUGAAAUUUUUGCAAAUGUUUAUAUCUGUUACAAAAAUUGAAUAAAAUCCUAUAUUACAUGCA